AUGAACGAAUUAUGUAUUUUCUAUAUCCUGGAUAUCUAUCUAUCUAUCUAUCUAUCUAUCUAUCUAUCUCAGUCACUACUCAAAAUUAAAAUAAAAAGAUUUCCACUUAGGAAAACGACAGAAAAUAUAUUUAUCUACCUGCCUAUCUAUCUAUCUAUCUAUCUAUCUAUCUAUCUAUCUAUGUGUCUGUCCAAGUCUGUUUUUGAUCUUUAUCUAGUUAGAAAUAAAUACAAGAAUAAAAGACAGGGAUAUCUAUCUAUCUAUCUAUCUAUCUAUCUAUCUAUCAUUCGCGGUCUGUUCAUUAUCUAUCUAUCUAUCUAUCUAUCUAUCUAUCUAUCUACCAUUCGCGGUCUGUUCAUUAUCUAUCUAUCUAUCUAUCUAUCUAUCUAUCUAUCUAUCUAUCUACCAUUCGCGGUCUGUUCAUUAUCUAUCUAUCUAUCUAUCUAUCUAUCUAUCUAUCUAUCUAUCUAUCUCAGUUUUAUCAUCUCCGUCUCUCGCGCUUUGUGUGUGUGA
Messenger RNA from Acanthosepion pharaonis, 513 nucleotides. Lineage: Eukaryota; Metazoa; Mollusca; Cephalopoda; Sepiida; Sepiidae. The record is from the annotation of a GenBank genome assembly.